Molecule: messenger RNA, 2757 nt
Organism: Enhydra lutris kenyoni (northern sea otter)
Lineage: Eukaryota; Metazoa; Chordata; Mammalia; Carnivora; Mustelidae
Product: ribosomal L1 domain containing 1
Exons: 9
Coding region: 70-1551 (493 amino acids)
Source: RefSeq, a predicted model, not a curated record
GAGCUCGCGCGUGCGCACGGGGAGCCAGACCCGGGUACCGCGCGCACGGCCGCACGAGGUGCGAGCGAAAUGGAGGGUUCCGCUUCCACCGCACCCUCAUCCUCAACCGCAGCCUCGGACUCCGCUCCCGCGACCCCGGCCUCCGUGGAGCAGCUGGACAAAGGACAGAUUAGAAAGGCAGUGGAAGCUCUGUUGACACAUUCCAAGUCCAGGAAAAACGCAAAUGGAUUGCUUUUGAAUGAGAAUGAAAAUUUCUUUUUAAUGGUGGUAUUGUGGAAGAUUCCAAGUAAAGAACUGAGGGUCAGAUUGUCCUUGCCUCACAGUAUUCGAUCAGAUUUAACAGAUAUUUGUUUACUUACCAAGGAUGAACCCAACUUAACUCCUGAAAAGACGGAACGGUUUUACAAGAAGCUUUUGAACAAGCAUGGGAUUAAAACCAUUUCUCAGAUUAUCCCCCUCCGAACUUUAAAAAAGGAGUAUAAAGCCUAUGAAGCCAAGCUCCGCCUCCUGGGCAGUUUUGACUUCUUCCUUACCGACGCGAGAAUCCGGCGUCUCUUGCCGUCCCACCUGGGGAGACAUUUCUACCACAGAAAGAAAGUUCCGGUACCUGUAAACCUUCUGUCCAAGAAUUUAUCCAGGGAGAUCAAUGAAUGCAUCGGUGGAACGGUCUUAAACAUCUCUAAAAGUGGUUCCUGCAGUACUAUCCGCGUUGGCCACACUGGAAUGGAGGUUGAGCACGUUGUCGAUAACAUCAUCACCGUGGCGAAGAGGCUUUCCCAAAAGUUGCCAGAGAAGUGGGAGAGCGUGAAGCUCUUGUAUGUGAAAACCGAGAGGUCCGCUUCCCUGCCCAUCUUUUCCUCGUUUGUCAGCUGUCGGGAUGAAGCCAAGGGCAUACGCACCCCCAGUCAGAAGAAGAAGGAAGCAAAGAAAAAACAAAAACAAAAAGAGUAUCGUGAAAAACAGAAAGAGAAGAAGAAAAACAAAAGGCUUAUGAAACAGGCUGGGAAGACUCCGUCGGGCCCGGAGAAGGAGGAUGUGGACCCCAAAACUAGUGGAACUACAGCACCGACCCCUGCCCCCGCCCCCCAGAAGGAGGGGUCCGGAGCCCGUGAGAAGAAAGAGGGCCGUCGAGGGAAAGCUCAGUCGAAGGUGCAGGAGGAAUCCGAAGACGAGAUCCCUGUGCUGGUGCCGAUAGGGGAGACACCAGCCAAAGGAAACGCGGAGGUGCAAAAACACACCGCAGGAAAGAAGUCUCCAAAAAAGAGUCCUGCUUCCAGCACACCCCGUGGGAAGAAGAGAAAGGCUUUUCCGGGUUUGGAGACCCCAAAGGCUGUGGAGCCCAAGACCCCAGGCAGUGGCCCGGGGAAGAAGCCAAGAAUCAAAGAAGACGCAGAGAAAGAAAAAAACUCUUCACGGGGGAAAAAAGACCCAAGACAGAUGACCAAAAAGCCAGGGGCCAAGUUCUUCACCACUGCUAGUAAAUCUGUGAAAAAAGCUCCCCGCACUCCCAAACAGUGGCCCAAAAAGCCCAAAGUACCCCAGUCGACCUAAAAAUCCAGAGACUCAGGCAGAAGGGGGCAUCCACAUUCCCCAAAGAGCUUUUUAAAAAUGCAGGGUCCUGAGCCCCACACCAUGCAGUCUUCUCCGGGAGUGAGGCCCAGACUUCAAUAUUUUUUAAAACCUCCGCAAGUAGUUCUGACAUCCGUUUGUGCGCGUGAGAACCAGUAGUUUUGAAGUAAAUCCAUUUUUUUAAGUUGGUCUUCUGUGCAUUUGCUAAUAGGACAGAGGGAGAGUACAGUGCCCUCUGGUUGUUUCUACAGCGUGCCGUAGGCCUCUGAGCGGAGUGUCGGCCUUCCCCACCUUGUUGGUUUUCCUGGAACCCCUCCGAUGUAUCCUUUCCCUCCCGCUUUCCGCCAUCUGUUCUCAGAGGCUCCUUUACACUCGUCUGUGCAAACCCUCCCAAAGCUCAUCCGCAGGCCCGGGAUGGGCCCCGCUGCCGACACUCGGCUCUGGCACUUCGGAGAGAGUCUUGGUGGGUUUUUGGAAAGGACCCUUGAGAUCCAAAUCACUGAUUUCGGUGGCAGUCCGCCACGGCUGUGGGUCACCGAGGCAGUGUGCGUUCGGUGGGUGGAGGCAAGAAAUACAUGCCCGUCUUACCCCAGACCCGUCGUCCACCUGCGUGCAUUUACUCACGUGUACACUGUGUACCUUCUGCAUGACUGUCCGGUAGAUGUGUUCUGAAGCAGUAAGUGACUCUUGGGGUGCUCAGCCUCGCCCUGGAUUUGAUUGGGGGUCCACAUCCCUGGCUGUAAGCCAUGGAUGCACUGUCCUAAUGGCCAGUGACGUGUGCUUUCCAGAAAGAUCACAUGGUUCGGAAACAAGGCAAGCUUCCGGGGCUCUUCCUCCCAAGUCAGGAGCCAGACCACCUGCUUUUUUGGUACUACAAAGUAGACGGUGACAUUUACUUUUUAAAUCACAAAAGUCUCUAAAAUGCGGAAUUUGUAUUUCCGCUGGCCUCAUAGGCUCUCGAGUGUGCGUUUACUGUCAAGGGCAAGUGUCAUCAAUGGGUUUUCCAUAGAAACGAGGUGCUAUGGGGACGCGGCCAGACGGGCUUCAGAGAUGGAGAUUCAAGUGCCGUUUUGAAGAGGGAAACUCAACGUUGUCAGGCUAGUCCGUUCUCUACAGGACGUAAUUUUGCAGGGGAGAAGCUGUAUGGUGUUUUCAUCCCAACCUCUAGCCAAAUAAAGAUUUUGCAAC